AACAUGUUUGGAUUUGCCGUUGUGUUUUCGCGGUUCAGCUGAUUGGCUGGCUUUUUGUGGUGGAAAGAACAACGGAGUCCUCGUUGGAUUUGCGGUGUCUAUCCGUGUAUCAACAAAGGAAUUUCUGUUUCAUGGCUAAAGAAACAAGUUGUGGAGAGUGUCAGUGUUGAGUGCCUGCGAUGGUUAGCACUGCAUAUCGCUUGGCUAAUCGCGGAGAAGCAUCCGAUACUGCAGUCAGACUGCAGUCAGAUCGCUGUCAGAAAGCCAAGUUGUGCAUUGAAUCACUCAACUGCCGUCCUUCUACUCCAUCAUCUCGGGAACCCGUGCUUUCAAUCGUCAUCCCCUACAGAUGAGCUCAGCGGAUUCCUCAGGGUAGCAAUUCACAUGAUUUACAUCACCCUAGUAAAAUGUCACGAUUUUUAAAAUUAUGAAGAAUGCAUUCUUCUAUUUCAAUUUCUCUACCUUUCGAGAUUCUCUCAAAGAACAUUACCAGUAGCCAUGGUAUCUUCACAUCUUCAAUUGCGAUGGUUCCCGUUAUGCCUCGUGGCAUUGUCAAUUUUAUGGCGAAGCAUCGAAGCCCAGCAGGUCAUUGCGCCACCCCCAGCUGUUCAUGGCACCCUCACGUUCAACAUAACAAAUGAUCACACAAUCCGGGUCACUAUCAAUAACCCGCCAAUUAACCUUUUCAACAACAAUCUCCUCGACGACAUGCUUUCCUUCCUCACCUCCCUCGUCCCCAGCAACCGAGCUACUCCGCCCCCGAAAGUAGUAAUCUUCUCCAGCUCCAACCCCGACUUUUUCAUGAUGCACCGCGACGUACAAGGAAUCAUCCCACCACUCGUUCCCUGGAAAUUGCAAGCUAUCAACAACUACAUCUCCAUCACGCGGUAUCUGCAGAAUAUCACCACCACGGUCUUCAUCGCCGAAUGCAACGGCCGCGCUUUCGGAGCUGGAAAUGAAGUCAUGGUACAAAUGGACAUGCGUUUCGCCGGUCCUAACGCGAGCGUAGGAUUUUUCGAAGACGGGCUCGGCGUGUUCCCUGGCGGAGGAGGACAACAAUUCCUCCUCGAGCUCGUAGGAAAAGCUCGAACUAUGGAAUACGUUCUUGGAGCAUUACAGAUUGAUGGGCCGACCGGAGCUGAGAUUGGUUGGUUCAACCGGUACUAUGAAUCUGCAGAUGCCAUGACGAGGUCUAUUGAUGAUUUAGCGGCGCGGAUCUCGACGUUUCCGAAUGGGACGGUUAAUGCAACCAAGUCGGGUUUGAGUUGGAGGAAUCCGACACUGGAAGUACUGGAGGCAGAUAUUGCAGAGUUUAUCAGGUUGGAUGCUAUGCCUGACCGGGCGCCGCUGGAGGAAAUGUUUUUGAAUGUUACGAAGAAUGAGACAGCUACACCGUUUGAGAUGAACACGCCAUUGAAUAUGCCGGAGCUGUACGUUUGAUGGAAAGAACAUGGUUCAAAAAUGACUUAGGUUUAAGUAGAUCUACCUUAGACUUGCACGAUUCUUGGAAAAGGAUAUGUAAUUUGAAUGGAGCUAUAGAGAAGAAAACAAUGAUAUUGAACUACAGAUAGG
Messenger RNA from Mollisia scopiformis, 1572 nucleotides. RefSeq names its product ClpP/crotonase. The record is from RefSeq and is a predicted model, not a curated record. Gene Ontology annotation, biological process: fatty acid beta-oxidation. Bases 499 to 1440 code for a protein of 313 amino acids. The transcript has a single exon. Gene Ontology annotation, molecular function: enoyl-CoA hydratase activity. Lineage: Eukaryota; Fungi; Ascomycota; Leotiomycetes; Helotiales; Mollisiaceae.